Molecule: messenger RNA, 2665 nt
Organism: Lucilia sericata (common green bottle fly)
Lineage: Eukaryota; Metazoa; Arthropoda; Insecta; Diptera; Calliphoridae
Product: transcription factor SPT20 homolog
Exons: 2
Coding region: 76-2439 (787 amino acids)
Source: RefSeq, a predicted model, not a curated record
UCGGAAAGGUAUAAAACUGUUGUUUAAAAACCCAAAACCAUACAGUCUUUUGUAAAGACUCGGAAAGAUUACAACAUGAGAUUUGUCAUAGUAUUAGCCCUUCUUUGCAGUUGCUAUGCAGCUGAGCAAACAACUCCAGCGGCGCCACAAGGUGAACGUUUGCCAGCUCAACAUAUUAAGGAUUUUGUAGAGCAACAUAUUAAACAUGUUAAGCAGCAGAUUCCUCUAGUGCAGCAACAAAUUAAGGAGGGAAAACUUAAGGUAGAAGUUGAACAACCUAAAGUAAAUGGCCAACAAGUGCCGCAACAUAUUAAGCAAUUCAUUCAGGCACACAUCAGUCAAGUAUUGCAACAUGUUGCCCAACAAAAGCAGCAAAAACAGUUACACAUUCCCUUGGUAUCCACUCCCACUUUAGGUGUGCCACCAUUUGUGGUUCAAAAAAUUAAGAAACUACAGGAACAUGUUAAAAACAUAAUGCAACAAGCUGAAAGUCAUAUUCCUCAAGUCAUUAGCCAACAAAGAAAACAACAGCAAGAUCAACAACAACAACAAAAUCCUGAGGAAGUUAUGAAAAAAGUUCAGCCCUCUGUGGAAAUUCCCGAUAAAGUUAAUAAGGUGGUUCAACAAGUACAUCAACAUGUACCCCAAGUUGUGGCACAUCAUGUACAAACUAGAGCAAUCAAAGAAAAGCCAGUUACUCAGGUUCCGCAACAUGUUGCUGAUAAAGCUAAAGUUCCCACUCUAGUCGAAGAAAUUGUUAAGCAAAUUCAUUCUCAUGUACCGCAAGUUGUAAAGCAACAUGUUUCCAAGAUUCAAAAAAGAGAAGUACAAGUUCCCGGUCAUGUUCAGGAAAUAGUUGAACAAGUUCAACAACAUGUACCCCAAGUGAUUCAACAACAUGUUGCUGUAGCUGAAAAAAAGGUUGAACAAGAAGCCGUUAUUCCCCCUAAAGUUCAAGGUAUUGUUGAACAAGUUCAUCAACACGUACCCCAAGUAAUACAACAACAUCAGCAAAAUCAAGUCCAUAAGAAACUUGAUCAAGAAUCAGUAAUUCCCCCUAAAGUUCAAGGUAUCGUUGAACAAGUACAUCAACAUGUUCCCCAAGUAGUUCAACAACAUGUUAAUCAGGUUCAAAAGAAAGACGCGCAAGAAACCGAUAUUCCUGCAAAAGUUCAAGGUGUUGUUGAACAAGUUCAUCAACAUGUACCCCAAGUUAUUCAACAACAUUUGAACCAAGUCCAACAGAAAGCUGGACAGCAAAACGUAAUCCCUCCUAAAGUUCAAGGCGUUGUAGAACAAGUUCAUCAACAUGUUCCCCAAGUAAUUCAACAACAUGUUAAUCAGGUUCAAAAGAAGAACGGCCAGGAUACUGUUAUUCCCCCAAAAGUUCAAGGCAUUGUAGAACAAGCUCAUCAACAUGUUCCCCAAGUAAUUCAACAACAUGUCAAUAAAGCUCAAAAGAAGGUCAGCCAGGAAACUGUUAUUCCUCCUAAAGUUCAAUUAAUUGUAGAACAAGUUCAUCAACAUGUUCCCCAAGUAAUUCAGCAACAUGUUAACCAAGUUCAAAAGAAAGAUGCACAAGAAAAACCUGUAAUACCAGCUAAUGUCCUAGGAGUUGUUCAACAAGUUCAGCAACAUGUACCACAAGUAAUUCAACAACAUGUUGCUCAGGUUCAAAAGAGAGAAGUACAAGAGAAACCAGUAGUACCGAGUAAUGUUCAAAGUAUUGUUGAACAAGUUCAUCAACAUGUUCCCCAAGUAAUACAGCAGCAUGUUAGUGAAGUCCAAAAGAAAAUCGGACAAGAAACAGUAAUUCCACCCAAAGUUCAAGGUAUUGUUGAACAGGUUCAUCAACAUGUUCCCCAAGUAAUUCAACAACAUGUUAAUCAAGUUCAAAAGAAGACGGGGCAAGAACCAGUAAUUCCUCCCAAAGUUCAAGGAAUAGUUCAACAAAUCCAUCAACAUGUACCACAAGUUAUACAACAGCACUUCAAACAAGUCCAAAAGAAAAAUGUACAAAUACCCUCCCAAGUCCAGGACGUUGUUCAACAAAUUCAUCAACAUGUUCCUCAAAUUAUAAGUCAACAUGUGGCUGUCGUUCAAAAGAAAGCUGGCCAACAACAAUCUGCUGUAAAUUCUCACAUCCAAGGCAUUGUACAACAAAUUCAUCAACACAUACCACAAGUAAUUAAUCAACAUGUUGCUCAGGUCCAGAAGAAAACUGUGAUUCCUGAAAAGGGUUUACAUCAAAUCGUUAAUACUCAUGUUGUUUUAAAACCAAAUGCCAAGGAGCCCUCAGAUAUACAAUCAAUUACUACUCAAAUUCGUAAAAAUGUAGAUCAAGGAGUACAACAACAAGUUAAAAAUGUUGCCGUUGAACCAUCACAUGUGCAACAGGUCCAAAAUCAAAAUCAUGUUGUUCCUGUCAGAUCAAUGUAAAUCAAAGUUUGUAGGUACUGUGACACAAAUUGGAAAGCAACCUAAAUUUUAUGAACUUGUAAUGUCCAUUAAAAAUUAAAUUUUUGAACCCAAUUAAGAAAUCCAUUUUUAAAAGAUUUUCAACUUCAUAAUGCCAUUUAUUCAUAUCUUCAUUUUAAACAUUUCGCAAAUGUCAUGCAUUACAUACUAAACGACUUGAAAUAAAAAAGAUUAUAAUGAAAAUAAA